AUGUCAGAACUGUUUGAGCUGUACAUGUCAGAACGUGAAACCUCCUGGAGAAUGAAUCAAAGUAAUCUGAUGGUGCAAGAAUUCAUUGUGGUUGGUUUCCCUGGAAUUCAGGACAGAUCCAACAAAAAUAUUCUUUUUGGUGUCCUGCUGGUGGUGUACCUUUGUAUUAUUCUUGGUAAUCUUCUAAUAACGAUUGCUUUUCUGACUGACCACACCAUGCACACCCCCAUGUACACACUGAUUUUUAGCCUUGCUUUGUUAGAUAUGAUGAGCUCCACCACCACGGUUCCAAAAUUCCUGGAUGUUCUAGGCUCAGACUCUGGUGUGAUUUCCAUCACCGCUUGUUUCAUUCAGAUGUUCCUGUAUGGAAUUCUGAAAACGACCGAGGCCUUUCUCCUGGGGCUUAUGGCUUAUGACCGAUACCUCGCCAUCUGCAAGCCUCUACACUAUUUCAUUAUUACAAACAACAACCUGAUUUUAAAACUAAUCAUUGGCUGUUGGGCCAUUGCCUUCAUCCUUGUUGUCCCUCGAAUGACAGUCACUGUCAGACUGCCAUUCUGUGGUAAAAACAAACUAGUCCAUUUUUUUUGUGACCAUUCCUCAGUGAUAUAUUUAGCUUGUGGUUCCAAUAUUAUCGGCAACUAUGCUGGCAUCAGUGCAGGUGUCAGUAUCGUACUGGGCCCCUUGUUGUUUAUUGUUUAUUCCUAUGUAAGGAUUCUCAUGUCAGUUUUCAAAAUUGAGAGCUCACACGGGCGACUAAAAGCCCUCUCCACCUGCAGCUCACACCUGAUGGUCAUUUGUGUCUCCUACUUGGUCGGUGGAAGUGCUUACAUUGCAAGUUCAUUUUCUAGAAGCUCUGCAGACGUGGACAUCAUGGGAGCACUAAUUCAGAAUGUGAUGCCACCCUUAAUUAACCCAAUAAUCUACUGCCUGAAGACAAAGGAGAUGCAGGCCCGUAUUGUUAAACUGAUAAAAAUGAAAAACACGUUUAAUUGA
Messenger RNA from Erpetoichthys calabaricus (reedfish), 996 nucleotides. Its product is annotated as olfactory receptor 10A3-like. Gene Ontology annotation, biological process: G protein-coupled receptor signaling pathway. Gene Ontology annotation, molecular function: olfactory receptor activity; G protein-coupled receptor activity. The record is from RefSeq and is a predicted model, not a curated record. Gene Ontology annotation, cellular component: membrane. The coding region runs from base 1 to 996 and encodes 331 amino acids. The transcript has 2 exons. Lineage: Eukaryota; Metazoa; Chordata; Cladistia; Polypteriformes; Polypteridae.